This is a messenger RNA of Tinamus guttatus (white-throated tinamou), 3216 nucleotides long. It is a transcript of the gene POLR1B, whose product is annotated as RNA polymerase I subunit B. Gene Ontology annotation, molecular function: DNA binding; DNA-directed RNA polymerase activity; ribonucleoside binding. NCBI's taxonomy places the organism in Eukaryota, Metazoa, Chordata, Aves, Tinamiformes, Tinamidae. Gene Ontology annotation, biological process: DNA-templated transcription. The record is from RefSeq and is a predicted model, not a curated record. Gene Ontology annotation, cellular component: nucleus.
UCGCCCUCAGAGGCGAGCGUGUCUCGCUGGCCAUGGUUGGGAUUUCCAUCUCUCCCCCAAUGGUACCAAAGGGGACCAUCUGCCAGGACAUGAAGGUCUACCCGGCGGAGUGCAGGGGCCUGCGGAGCACGUAUCGGGGGAAAGUCACCGCUGACAUCAGCUGGUCGGUGAAUGACAUUCCACAAGGGACCAUUAAACAGCCCCUGGGGUAUAUUCCAAUCAUGGUGAAGUCUAAAUUGUGCAACCUCUAUAAUUUUUCUGCUCAAGAGCUCAUCCAGCACCACGAGGAAGAAGAGGAAAUGGGAGGCUACUUUAUAAUUAAUGGCUUAGAAAAAGUUGUUAGAAUGUUGAUUAUGCCCAGGCGGAAUUUCCCUCUUGCCAUGACAAGACACAAGUGGAAAAACAGAGGCCCUGGUUUCACAGAGUACGGAGUAGUGUUGCACUGUGUUAAGGAUGAGCACACUGCAAUAAAUAUGAACCUUCACUACUUGGAAAAUGGUUGUGUGAUGUUGAACUUCAUUUUCCAGAAAGAGUUGUUUUUCCUGCCUUUGGGGUUUGCUCUGAAGGCACUAGUUAAUUUCUCAGACUACCAGAUAUUUGAAGAGCUGGUCAAAGAGAAGGAAGAUGACACCUUUUAUGUGAACUGUGUUGCUGAGAUGAUGAGAGCAGUAUUGGAUGCAGGCUGCUUUACACAGCAAAAGGUCCUCGAUUACCUGGGAAGGAGCUUCCGAGUAAAACUUAACCUUCCUGAGUGGUACAGCAACGAGCAGGCUGCUGACUUCCUUUUGAACAAGUGUAUCUGCAUCCACUUGACAAACAGAACCGAAAAAUUCUACCUGCUUUGUAUGAUGACCCGGAAGCUGCAUGCCUUUGCCAAAGGGGAGUGUAUGGAGGAUAACCCAGAUAGUCUGAUGAAUCAAGAAGUGCUUACCCCAGGGCAGCUUUUCCUUAUGUUUUUAAAGGAGAGGCUUGAAAGCUGGUUGCAUUCUGUUAGAUUUGUUUUGGAGAAGAGAGCAGAAAAGGCAGAUAUCAGUCUGAAUACAGACAACUUGAUGAAAGCUUUCGGCCUGGCAGCGGACUUCACCAAGCCAUUUGAGUAUCUGCUUGCGACGGGUAACCUGCGGUCUAAAACUGGCUUGGGCAUGCUGCAGGACAGCGGUCUGUGUGUGGUAGGAGACAAGCUGAAUUUUGUUCGCUACCUUUCCCACUUCCGCUGCAUACACAGGGGCUCAGCGUUUUCCCAGAUGAGAACUACGACUGUGCGCAAACUCCUGCCCGAAUCCUGGGGGUUCCUGUGCCCUGUGGACACCCCAGAUGGAGAGCCCUGUGGUCUCAUGAACCACAUGACAGCUGUGUGUGAAAUAGUCACAGAGAUGGUGUCUGUCAUAGACCUUCCACCUUUGAUGUGUUCCCUAGGUGUCACUCCCAUUGAUGGCACUCCAGGCAAGCCCUACGCAGAGUGUUACCGAGUUGUGCUGGACGGCUCUGUGGUGGGCUGGGUGGAGCAGGAGCUGGCUCCGCAGAUUGCAGAAACCCUCCGGCGUUUCAAGAUAACACAAGAGAAGAGAUUUCCUGCACGGGCAGAAGUGGUUCUUAUCCCAAAGACAGGAAAACCUAGCCUGUACCCUGGGUUGUUCAUUUUUACUACCCCUUGCCGGAUGGUGCGGCCUGUCAGAAACCUGUCCUAUGGAAGGAAGGAAUGGAUUGGUACCCUGGAACAGAUCUUCAUGAACGUUGCAGCCCUGGAGUCGGAGGUCGUGCCCGGAGUGACCACUCACCAGGAGCUCUUCCCUCACAGCAUCCUGAGCGUGGUGGCCAACCUCAUCCCCUUCUCCGACCACAACCAAAGCCCUCGAAACAUGUACCAGUGCCAGAUGGGAAAGCAAACCAUGGGAUUUCCAGUUUAUAACUACAGGGACCGCUCGGAUAACAAGCUGUACCACCUCCACACCCCCCAGAGCCCCCUGGUGAGGCCCAGCAUGUAUGAUUACUAUGACAUGGACAGCUAUCCGAUUGGAACCAAUUCCGUCGUGGCUGUCAUCUCCUACAGUGGCUAUGACAUGGAAGACGCUAUGAUUGUGAACAAAUCUUCCUGGGAGAGAGGGUUCGCCUAUGGAAGCGUUAUCAAGGUGGAGAGCAUUGACCUUUCCCUUAAAGCCAACAGGGGAGGCGACAACUUAGUGUUUGGUAUCAAGCCUGGUGACCUGAACCUCGCCGGGAAGUUGGAUGCUGAUGGACUGCCUUAUGUUGGCUCCAUCCUGCAGCCAGGGGACCCAUUCUACAGCUUCAGGAACCUCAGCACUGGGGAAGCCUUCACUGUGUACUAUCAGAACAAGGAAAUCGGCAUCGUAGACAACGUCAGGUUGUGCAGCAAUGACCGUGGCACUGGGAAGUUCAAGAAAGCUUGCAUCACCGUGAGAGUGCCCCGAAAUCCAACUGUAGGAGACAAGUUUGCCAGCCGCCAUGGGCAGAAAGGCAUCCUGAGCCAGCUCUGGCCAGUGGAGGAUAUGCCCUUCACGGAGAACGGGAUGGUUCCGGACAUCCUCUUCAACCCUCACGGGUUUCCCUCCCGUAUGACCAUCGGGAUGUUAAUUGAGAGCAUGGCAGGGAAGUCCGCAGCGCUGCACGGUGUCUGCUACGACGCCACCCCGUUCACCUUCACGGAAAAGAACUCCGCGUUGAAAUACUUCGGGGAGACCUUGCAGAGCGCAGGGUACAACUUCUUCGGGACUGAGAAGAUGUACAGCGGCGUGAGCGGCCUGGAGCUGGAGGUGGACAUCUUCGUGGGAGUCGUGUAUUAUCAGCGCCUGCGCCACAUGGUCUCCGACAAGUUCCAGGUGAGGACAACAGGGCCCCGAGACAGCGUCACCAACCAGCCCAUCAAAGGCAGGAACGUGGAAGGCGGCAUCCGCUUUGGCGAGAUGGAGCGCGACGCUUUGCUCGCCCACGGCACGUCGUUCUUGCUGCAGGACCGUCUCUUCAACUGCUCCGAUGGCUCCGUAGCCUACGUGUGCGCGAGCUGCGGGAGCAUGACGUCCCCUGUGCUCGAGCAGCCUCCGCCUUUCUCCUCCGUGGCCAGCAACCGGCGAUACUCGUGCUCCCUCUGCGGCGAGGCUGACAGCAUCGAGGUUGUCCCUGUCCCGCACGUCUUCUGCUACUUUGUGGCCGAGUUGGCAGCCAUGAACAUAAAAACAACCCUCAACGUGGAGUAGUUCU